Messenger RNA from Rhagoletis zephyria (snowberry fruit fly), 2155 nucleotides. It is a transcript of the gene TkR86C, whose product is annotated as Tachykinin-like receptor at 86C. Lineage: Eukaryota; Metazoa; Arthropoda; Insecta; Diptera; Tephritidae. Gene Ontology annotation, cellular component: plasma membrane. Gene Ontology annotation, biological process: G protein-coupled receptor signaling pathway. Gene Ontology annotation, molecular function: neuropeptide Y receptor activity; tachykinin receptor activity. The record is from RefSeq and is a predicted model, not a curated record.
CAGACUGCUAAAUUCAUAACUUGCCGAAUCCUAAAAACUUAGUAGACAAUGCAACUUUGACACAGGCCACACACGUUGAACACUUGUUGGCUAAGUUUUCAUCCUCAGUUACUUACUUACAUAUGGUUACAAACGAGACAAAUCAGCAAUUAUGUUACUAACAAAACGUCGAAGAUAUCUCCCUCGUAAAAUAGCAUUUUAGUGACGUGCGAAAAUACUUUAAACGCCAACGCGCCUGCAGAAUACUAUACUCAUAAUUAUAUAAGUCCCCACAUUAUUGUCAUCAGGAUUGUCAAAUUGUCAACCAUCCACCAAACUUGACUACGAAUCGUGCUGAAUACAGAAUUUGUUAAAAUGUGAAGAGACACAAGCAUGAACAAUAAUAGAAGUUACGUACAUAUGUAUAUGUAUAAUUUUUAGAAUGAAAUGGCGUAAAGUGUGUAUCUCUGGAGAUAUAUCGCGUCUAGAUGGGAAAUUCCAAAUGAUAAAAAAUUUGUUUGAAAUCGAGAUAUUGUGGCUGUGUUUAAAAUGUCAGAAGUCGUCGAUACAGAACUAUUAGUGAAUUGCACAAUACUCGCUUUCAGGCGAUUUGACCUCAAUACAAUUGUUAACUCGUCAACAUUAAAUAGCCUUAACCGGACGGAAAUUAUCAGUCUGCUGUCAGGAAUAAUAGAGAAUAAGGACAACUUGGAAAACAUUAACGAAGCGAAGGACUUCUUAACCGAAUGUUUAUUUCCGUCACCGACGCGACCGUAUGAAUUGCCAUGGGAACAAAAAACAAUUUGGGCCAUUAUUUUCGGGGUCAUGCUGUUUGUGGCAAUCGCUGGAAAUUGUAUUGUGCUAUGGAUUGUUGCUGGUCAUCGCAGCAUGCGAACCGUUACCAAUUAUUUCUUGCUUAAUUUGAGCAUCGCCGAUUUGCUAAUGUCCUCGCUGAAUUGUGUUUUUAAUUUCAUUUUUAUGCUGAACUCCGACUGGCCAUUCGGUUCAAUUUAUUGUACCAUAAACAAUUUCAUGGCAAACGUUACUGUAUCGACAUCGGUUUUUACAUUGGUUGCUAUCUCAUUAGACAGGUAUAUUGCGAUUGUCCAUCCUUUGAAAAGGCGAACGUCACGACGGAAAGUGCGCGUUAUCCUACUUCUGAUUUGGGUUCUUAGUUGUUUAUUGGCAGCACCUUGUUUAAUGUAUUCCAGCACAAUGACAAAAAGAUACUAUAAUGGUAAAUCGCGGACUGUGUGCUUCAUGUUAUGGCCAGAUGGUCGUUAUCCAACCUCGAUAGCGGAUUAUGCUUACAACAUUAUUCUGCUCAUCCUCACAUAUGGUUUUCCUAUGGUUGUUAUGCUUAUAUGUUACACCCUAAUGGGUCGCGUUCUCUGGGGAAGCCGUUCCAUUGGAGAAAAUACUGAUCGCCAAAUGGAAUCAAUGAGAUCGAAGCGUAAAGUAGUCCGAAUGUUUAUUGCCAUUGUUUCAAUAUUUGCUAUUUGCUGGUUUCCAUAUCAUAUGUUCUUCAUCUAUGCAUACCACAACAACGAUGUAACUUCUACCAAGUAUGUUCAGCACAUGUACUUAGGAUUCUACUGGCUGGCUAUGUCGAACGCUAUGGUAAAUCCAAUAAUUUAUUAUUGGAUGAACAAAAGAUUUCGACUCUACUUUCAACAGAUAAUGUGUUGCAAUUGUUGCACUUCAGGAAAACAUAAAAUUGACUCGGCGGACAUAAUUGCUAAUAAAAGAAGCAGUUUCCAAAAAACUGCGAAAGGUGAUGGCAAAAAUAUUUGGAAGCGAAGUACAAUGGAGACACAAAUACAGGUUGCACAAACAUCUCUACGCGAUAGAAUCACGAGCGAUAAAAUGCCUAAGAAAGUUAUAGUAGACUGCAUUCAAGAGAAAGCUAAAGAUGAUUUGGGUUCUCCAGUAUACAUUUCUUUCAAAGAUGGACCGAAUCACCAUCGCAUAAGGAUUAAAUGUAUUUCAUGUGACGAAGACAAUAAGCCCGGAAACGAUAUUCAAAAAAGAGACAACAAUGAAACUUUGUGAUUGUAUCUUCGAAGUAUACAUAUGUACAUGUGUAGAUAAGUGCAUACAUAUAUAUGUAGAUAUUACAGCUCGGUUUUUCCUUGAUUUGCGUUUGGUUGAAUAUUAUAAGCUCCAACUAAAAUUA